AGCCUAAUUGAAGGGUGUUUAAUGUGCUGCACAAGGAACAUCUUCCAGCAGAGCAGUAUCUCCUUGCUGACCUUGGUAAGACCAUUCUGCCUCUCCCCUGGCAUAGUAGUCCUCAGGCUAUCUCCAGGCUGUGUCAGCAUUUCUGGUGUUGGUACCAUUUAAGAUUAGAUUGCCUUUCCAAAAUUCACAUGUCUUUAAAAAAAAAUUCUGCUGAAGCACCACCUAUUGACUAAUCCUGUAAACGUACUCUUCUAAUCCAGGACUUUACUGUCCUUCCUUUUGUGACAUUACAUUCAGGCCUGUUUGUCCCAUCCCUAGAUGAUGAUACGUGGAUGCACACUGCUACAACUGAGAAGAGAACCUCUACUCUUCUGAAGUCGUAAACUAUUUUUCAUAGGACUCAAACUCCUGUGAAAGCUGUUUGCCACAUUCAAAUGAAAAAUAUUUCUGAAAAUUGCUGAUAACUGCAUCUAUUCAAAUACAUCAAUUCAUUACCACUCUGAAAAUGUGAUAAACAAAUAUCCUUGAACUGAAAUUCCCACGCCUGCAGCGUAAUUACGUUCUCCACUAUUGCAUUCGUUUCCUUUUUAAAAGAAGAGGGGGGGGCACUGAGCAUACUGUAACAGAAUCACAUUCAGCAUUUGGUAUUAAUACAAAGAAAUAGUACAAAAAGGUCCAUUGAAUCAUGGAGUGACUCAGAAGGCAAUAGAGGAGGGUUCUUUGGCUAUGCAGAAAUGUCAGUGGUUCAACAUGGGAGCAGAAAGCUCUUGAACAUGCUGUAAGGGACAGUUAGUUUCUUCAUCUGGUUUUUAAAAGUAAGCGAAGCGAGUCUAGCAAGGUGCGGUGAGGAAGUGUGGUGUCACAUGCCACUCUACAGGAAACGAGAUUGAAGCUGCUGGGGAAGUUAAGAGCUGGGUGACCUCCAACGGAUUCAAAUAGCACAGGAAUGUGCAACCUGGGAAAUGUUAUUGCAAUCUAAUUAACUUCAGCAAGUGUAUUCUGGACUGAACUUGCCAGGCCUCCUUUUCUGUGCAAGCAUCUCUCCUGCUGGUGACGAGGUUUCUUAGCAAGACCAGACAGAGCUCAGCCUUCCAUCAUGCCCGUGCCUCCCCCUCCAGCUCCCCCUCCCCCCCCAACUCUGGCCUUGGCAAAUACUGAAAAGCCAUCCCUAAGCAGGUCAGAACAAGCAGGGCGAAAUGCUCUAUUAUCUGAUAUUACCAAAGGAAAAAAGCUAAAGAAGACUGUUACUAAUGACAGAAGUGCUCCGAUUCUAGACAAACCCAAAGGACCUGGUGGAGGUGGCGGUGGUGGCUUUGGAGGAGGCGGCGGUGGCGGCAGCGGCGGCGGGGGUUUUGGUGGUGCCGGUGGUGGCAGCUUCGGUGGUGGAGGACCACCUGGCCUUGGAGGCCUUUUUCAAGCAGGAAUGCCAAAGCUCAGAUCUGCUGCAAGUCGAGAUGCCGAUGCCGGGGGAGGCCGCCCGCCCGCCCUGCCGCCCGGAGGCCGCUCCGCAGCCGCCAAGCCCUUCUCUCCGCCGACCGGCCCGCCGCGCUUCCCGGGGCCGCCCUCGGGCCCGCGGACCUCCGCUCCCGAGCCGCAGAGGAGCCGCAUGCCGCCGCCGAGGCCCGACGUCGGCUCCAAGCCCGACGCCGCGCCGCCGCCGGUGCCCAGCACCCCCCGGCCCGUCGCCUCCAGCCUGCACAACAGGGGGUCGCCGCCGGUGCCGGGCGUGAGCCGGCAGCCCAGCCUGGGGCCCUCGCCCCCGCCGUUCCCGGGCGGCCGCAGCGCGGGGUCGGCCGGGCCCCUCCGGCAGCCCGGCCCCAGCGCGGCGCCCCCCUUCUCCGGCCGGCCGCCGCUGCCGCCCACCCCGGGCCGGCCGGCGGAGGACAAGCCGCCGCCCCCGCCGCCCCCCGCCGGGCACCGGCCGCCGGCCGCCCGGGAGGCGGCUCUGCCCCCGCCGCCGCCGCAGAACAGCAAGCCGCCCGUGCCCUCCGCCCCCCGGCCCGGCCUCGGCGCCCCGGCGCCCCCGCCGCCCCCCAGCCGGCCGGGGCCGCCCCCCGUCCCGCCCGUCCCCGGCGGCAGCGACGAGAUGCCGCGCCUGCCCCAGAGGAACAUCUCGCUGGGGUCCUCCUCGGCCCCCGGCGGCGGGGGGGGCCGCUCCGGACCCCUGCCCCCCCCGCCCAGCGAGAGGCCCCCGCCACCCGUCAGAGACCCCCCCAGCCGAUCAGGUCCGCUCCCUCCACCUCCUCCCAUAAGCAGGAAUGGAAGCACUUCACGGGCUUUGCCCGCUGCUCCCCAGCUGCCCUCCCGGGCAGGGCUGGACAACCAGAGAGGUGGACCACGACCACCGCUUCCCCCUGACCGGCCGGGCUCAGCAGCACCGCCACCACCACCACCACCUUCAUCAGCUGUCAGAAACGGCUUCCAGGAUCCAGGUGAUGAUGAAUGGGAAAGCAGAUUUUCUUUUCAUCCGAUAUCUGAUUUGCCACCUCCAGAGCCAUAUGUACCUGUGAACAGGAGUUAUCCCAGUAAACUAGCAAGAAAUGAAAGCAGAGGUGGCUCUGGCCGAAAAGAAAGAGGUGCCCCCCCGCUUCCGCCUAUACCAAGGUGAAAUGGGUUCUGGCCCAUCCUUGGGCGAUGUCUGUUUUCAAGUUUCCUUCGAGUCAGCUCUCCUGUCCACAUCAUUGGAAAGUUGUCUGUUUUGCUUUGUUUCCACUUUUGGCUUGUCAGCUGGAACAAACUUCAGUCUCUAUUACAGAAGUAAUAGAUGCAGCUUAUGAACUAUAGUUGCUCAAAGCUAUACAUUUUAUUUGCUUAUACUGCAGGCUGUCAUGAAAGGCAUUUUGUGGACCAUGCAUAACAUACGUGCAUCAUGCUUACUGUGUCCAGCCCUGUCCUCUUGAGAGCUCCAUGGGAGGUGUGGCUUUGAAUUUAAUGAGAGCUGAAACAAAGCUGUUUCAUUCACUUUGGGUACAGCGGCUGUAUUAUUUGAACGAUAAAGUACAAUCUAUUUUCUGUUUAAAAAACUGUUGCUGGAGAAAACCGUGUAGCCAAGAGUCCCCUGGAUCCUUCUUUGCAUGCCUAACUUGGCCCGUCUGCUUCUGCAAGCCACAGACCUACUACAUGGUGACUUUUCACUUCAGCUUAGCCAAGCAAAUCCUAUUUUAAACAAUAGGUAGCACAUCCCGCUCUGAGGAUGGAUUGUGUCUGGCCUUCCUUUUAUCUGCAGAGAGUCUUUCAAAGAAAAGCACAAGUGAAGAAUUCAGCAGCAUCAAAAUACCUUCUUUUUUAUCCCUCUUUCCUUGUUUUUUAAUAGUGUUACGCUUUUAGUCACCUAAUUCUUUCCUACUCUGAUGUGGACCAACCCACAGUCAUCCGUGUCCUGGAUUAUUGUAAUGCCGUCUACCUGAGACUACAUGCGAAGAGUCUUCAGAAAGUAGUCUUGGUGAAAUGCAGCAAUUAUUGUAGUUGCAGGCUCCUUCUGUAAAGCAUCGCUAACACCAGUGCUCCACAGACUGCUUUCCAGUUGUUUCUUUGGUACAAUUAAAUCAUGGGUUUUGACUUAAAAAUCUUCGCGGGGCUUAGGUCACAAGUCUCAGAGAGACUGUAUUUGACCUGCGUUACGGUAGAGCAGCUGAGGUAAAAAAUGUGUGUAAAUGAAGGUCCUUUGAUGUAGUGAGGGAGGUCUGGGGUUUGUGCGUUCAAGUGGGAGCAUCAGCUCCAAAAUUUGCUGUCUGCACCGGUUCAAGAGAAAUGGGAAGAUUUGGCCUUCUGAGUUUGCCAUGAAGCCUGUCCUUUCAAACUUUGUUGAAAGGAAUCUCUGCAGAGAGCUGCAAGGCUUACAUUAAUAGAAGAGAGAGUAAACUAUUCUAACAUUGUGAUGAUUGGUUAAUAUGUUUAAUGGCUUUUGAAUUUUGUAUAUGAGAAAAGAGUUCAUUGUAUGAGUGCGUUUUACAAAUGGAUCUAAAUGCAUAUAAAAUGCCUUUGGAAAUUAGAGGAAGAUUAUAAUUCUGGAUUUGAAAUAUUGCUGAAUGAUAGCUCUUUGUUAAUUGGGUGUCUGAGGGUUAGCUCUGAAAAAUUUCUCCUGUCUCCUCAACAGUUUCUGUUUCUUCAACAUACUCCUUGGGAUCCCUGUAUCAAGCCUGUAUCAGCAGCCAUGCUCAAAAAAAAACCCCACCAAAAACCAAACCAAAACAAAAACUAGUCAUGUAGGUUAAGAAAAUGUUUCUCUGGCAUGGAAGACAUGAUCCUAAGUACGCUCUGUGGCUAGAAUGAGGUCAGUCCUUGAAAAUGUAUGGAAUUUAGCCGAAAAGUCUGGACCCCACUGAAGCGUUUGUGCGUAGGGCUUUUUGCUCUGUCAGUCAGCGGGGAGGGGCAGAUCCCCUUUCUGCCCGACAGCCCGGACAGCCACAGUAAAGGGGAUGAGACAGAGUUGGAUUUGGCCAGAUCAGAUUUAAUUUGGCCUUUUCAGUGUUUGUUUACAAAAUCUUGUUAGCUGUGAUAGCAUUUGAUUACGUACCUGUUUUUUUACAUUUUUAUAUCUAAUGACCUAUAUUAAGUUACUAUUUAUGGUCUUGAACCUGCAAUUAAAUGCGCAGGCGCAGGGAUGUAUCUACAUCUAAUUGCAGGAUCGUGGCUGUAAGGGUUUCUUAAACAGAUAUUAGUGGGACCUCCAUGUGACAGGUGCACCUUGGGAUCAGACCUAGCGCAAUACUGAAUUUGUAUAUGUAUUUUAUGGAUGUCACUUAAAGUGCCUGUCUCUUUGGGAUAUUAUUAUGUGAAUAGGAGUCCAAAUAAAAUUUUUAGGAUAGUAACUUAAAGGAUAAAUUAUUGUAUUCAUGUUUUUAAACUGAAGCACUUAAUAACUUUCUAAGGAACAACAUUUUGAAUUUAAGAAUACAAUAUUUUCAGUACCUUGACCUGCCAAAUCCUUAUUAAUAUCCAAAUAGCUAUGCAGCCAAAAAAAAACCCCAAACCUCCAGAAACUAUACCUUUUUUGUAACUUACCUGCUUCCAGCAUGACUGUUUUACUUUGAGUAAGUCAAUGAAAAUGCUGCACAUUGUUCUGCCAACUCCCUGCAUCGUUCAAAAUACCCUAUAUUUGAUGUUUCGAGCAACGUUUUCUGACUAGAAGUUCUGGACCACUACCAAAGACUUGGCAAACCAGCUUCAGUCUCACUUUAGAAUGUGCUGUGUAAAAGGCCCUCAGUCAACAAGCCAAGAAACCUGAGCUGCUUUGUACUAUAGAAACCUCUUCAGAAUGGAUGUUUGGCAUAUAUGUAAAAUAGCUUAACAAUGCAGAAAGAGGUAUUUUUUUCACCUAACAACAACUUACUAUUUAUAUCUUUUGCUAUAAAAGUCCCUAGAUAUAUUCCAGAACAAUGCAGCAUUUUAUCAUUCAAUAUAUUGCUUCAUAUAUCAGUAGCUAUUUACAAUAAGAUCAGUAUUAAAGUAUUUAUUUCACUAUGUAGUGUUAAAAAGAAGAAUACAAAACAGAUUGAAUCAAUGGUGCCUUAUGACUUUUUUAGUCAACUUUUCUGUCUCACUAGAAAAAUGAAUAGGUGUUGCUCUUCCAAGUCCGAAUGUAAAUAGUGCCGACAGUAGCAUUAUACAGCGUUCGAGCCAAGUCCUGCUGUUGCAAUGUGCUCAGUCUGCUAACUUCAGAUUGAGCUCAGUGUAUGGAGAGACUAUUGGAUCGGUCUUUAGGUGAGGUGUAAGCAGGCACUGGUUAGCCUCACAGUCAGUUGUUGGUAUCGCUCUGGAAAUGUAACCCUUUCCCAAAACCAGUGUCUCACGCUGCUGUCCAUACAGCCUGGCUGAGUUCAGCGUGGUUGCAGAGGUUAUUAGAGGACUAAAUUUGAUUCACUGCUUGCACAGAUUUACUGGGUUCGUUUCAAUGGCAUUGUAUUGUAAACCUUCAGACCUCAAACUACCUUUUUAUGUCAUCACUAAGACUUGCAUUGCGUGACAAUGGCCACAGAUGUUCAUUUUCGUUUAAUUCAAGUCAGUAAAUAAAGUGGGAAUAACUUUUGUACCAUGUGACAAUAAUUUUCGCUCAAUAUUUUUGGAAGAAAAACACGUUAUGUCUGUUAUGACUUUCUGCACCAGCCAUUGGGAGCAGACAUCACAGUGAUUAAUGUUCAGAGUUGUUAAAGGAAACUCAGCUUGUGAUUCAGGAAGCAUGUAUUUCUGUAAAUGAACUACUUCAAUAAGGUCGCAAAGUUCUUGUUUAGAAGCCAGCAUUUCCCAACACUAAAAGAAUCAUAAGAACGAUUUUAUUUUUUUUCUGCGAGACUGAACUAUUAAAGAAGUUCCUUAAAUUGUCACUUAAAAAACUGGACAGUAGUUUCUCCUUGCAACAACAGCUGUUUACAUGUCACUUGUAGAAGUAGGUCUUUGCUGGAGCAGAGGAUGAGGGUACUAAACUGCUGUCGUGCUUCACAUAUAUUGUAACACAACAGUUUUCUGUGCAGAAGUAUGGAAAUAGAAAGGGUACUUUUUGCCUUGGAAGCAAAGAAUAGAGUUGAAUGAUCAAACUGGGAUUAUUUCCAGCAGAAUGUCAAAUGUCAAGAGACCUAGAUAGGGCCCCUCAGGUGCAGGAUGCUGGAAAGGAGAAGAUUGCUCAAGGAAAUAAAAACCAAGUGGCUGAAUGUUGCUAUCAAUACUAGAGUACAAAUUACAAUAUAAAAUGUGCAUGUAUGUAAUACCACAUCACAAUAGUGUGAACAUCCUUGUCUCACAGUCAGGUGCAAAUAACCUGUUAUGGCGGUACAUUGACUCUGUAUAAUAUAUAUUGUAUGAACUUUAAUCUUUCAAAUGGUAUUCACCAGAAAAUAUGGAGAAUCUCUUACCUAAGAUAUCUGGUAACACAUUAAGUGUAGCUAGUUCGUGGAAUGGUUCUUCAUGUACAUUGGGAGAAAACAGGGAUCUUGCAGCCUAUAAGGUGGAAGUGUCUGGACCAUUCAGUUAAAAUGUAAACAUGGAGCAUUGGCAAAAAGGGGAGUGUUGGAGUUACUCAGCAGAAGCAGGGCACAUGUAUCAUGUUCUCAGUGAGUAAGUAGGUGGCAGGUAGGUAGGCAGACUAAAAGAAAAAAAUGAAAACCGCAUGUCUUAAAAAAGGGAGUAACCCUUCAGUAUGUUGCCAUUUUGAAAUACAGUUUGUCUGUGAUAAAUGUUCUUUAGUGUAAAGUAAUGCAUGCAAAGGAAGACCUGAAUUUGGGCUUCCAAAGCCACACAAGACUAUGAAAGAGAGGGAACCCUAACUUAAAACAGGCUGAGCAGAAUGUAACAUGUUUUAUCAGAUGCUUAAAGUUUGAGCUUUUUAUAAAAUAUUAAUCUAGUUCUGUGAAUAUUUUUUUGCUCAACAUUUAUUUUGUAUGUGGUUUUGUUCUCUUUAUUUUUCUGUCCUAUGCCGAAUAAAUUUUACUUUUAUUUAA
Harpia harpyja (harpy eagle) is the source of this 7433-nucleotide messenger RNA. RefSeq names its product WAS/WASL interacting protein family member 1 (gene WIPF1). The transcript is spliced from 9 exons. NCBI's taxonomy places the organism in Eukaryota, Metazoa, Chordata, Aves, Accipitriformes, Accipitridae. Gene Ontology annotation, molecular function: actin binding. The record is from RefSeq and is a predicted model, not a curated record. The coding region runs from base 1097 to 2608 and encodes 503 amino acids.